Seminavis robusta is the source of this 1885-nucleotide messenger RNA. Lineage: Eukaryota; Bacillariophyta; Bacillariophyceae; Naviculales; Naviculaceae. The record is from the annotation of a GenBank genome assembly.
AAGCCAUUCUAUAAUAAUUAGCUAUUUUUUAUGUUGACUACUACCAGUACCUGGUACUGCUUUGGGAGGUACAGUCGUACCCAAGCAAAGCCUAAAGUUUCCAGGAUUGGGCCUUUUCUCUAUUGGCUCUCCGUGGCGUGGGUUUUACGGCGAGAAUGAUAAUCACGAAUUCGAAAGAACCUUUUCUCUUCGACGAUCUUUUGAGGACGACCUUCUUCUUCUUUGGGUUUGGUGCACAACAGAUUGAUCCAAUCCGUUUGUUCAGACAAGGCUUGCAAGGCAAAACACCAUCACGAUGAACCUCUGUCAUCGCUCUUUCACCGUGACGGGGCUUGUCACCUUUAUGGCCGUGUCAGUCUCUACCUUUGUCACUCCUCAACAUGUGUCAAGAUUUGGAAGCUGUCGAGGAAAAGCUUCAGAGCUGAGCAAGAAACUAAUCGAGAAGCAGCAGGUCUUUUGGCCUGAGCUGUCCUCCACCAAUGGCGAUGACACCGCCAUUCCCACGAGCCGAAACCAGCUGACCUCUGAUCAGGCCCUGUUGGAUACGUCUUGCUGUGGAAUGACAGCACCAUUGGCGCCAUCCUUGGAUCACAUUGACACAUCACUGCUCCCUGCUUCCAGCGAAACUGACAACGCCGUCUAUGUCUUUCCGCUGGUGGUAUCUCCCAAAAACUACACGGAAAACUUUUGCUUGCGUGGCUUUAUGCGUGCCAAUCGAGACUGGGUCGACGAGCAAAUCCUCAAGUAUGGAGCGGUCUUGUUUCGUGGCUUUGACAUUGAUUCGGCCGCCGAGGUGGAAGCGGAUGUGCGAGCCUUGGAACCCAAUCUGAGCAAUGAAUAUCGCGGAACCUCCCCGCGCAACACUCAGGAAGGAAGUGAUUUUGUCUUUUCCGCCGCCGAAGUCCCCUCCCACUUCCCCAUUGCCCAGCAUUUGGAGAUGUCCUUUUUGCCGGCUCCACCUAGACGUCUCUUCUUUUCGGCUUUGCAAGCUCCACAUGCCACGCCUGGAAAGAAAGGAGGGGAGACAGCACUGACAGACUUUCGCAAGGUAUACCGAGAUUUGCCGCCCAAACUGAGAGAGAAACUAGCCACCAAAAAGAUUCGCUACACGAGAAAGCACAAAGAGUAUGGAUUCAAGCCUGAAUUCAUGACCACAGAUAUUACUUCCCUCAAAGGAUGGUCGGAUCUGUUUGAUACUCACGAUCAGACGCUGGUAGAAGAGAUUUGCCGAGCAGAAGACACACCCAUGAGAUGGGAAGGGGGCAAAGACAAAAAGCUGUUUGUGUCAGAGUACAACUCUGAGCCCUUCCAGUAUCAUCCUGAUACCAAAGAGCCAGUGUAUUUCAACCAUGCUCAGGUCUUUCAUUGGAGUACGUUUCCGGCAGAAUUGUUCCAUGCCUUUCGACGCACCAAAGAUAUUCGGUUCCUGCUGAGGUCCAUUUCGACGGGUUUGGUCAGCUUUGUGACGUAUGGUUUGUUGAGAAGACGUGUCUCGUUGCAUGUAAGCUAUGGUGACGGCAGCCCCAUUUCCGUGAGAGAAAUGGGACAAAUUCGCAAAGCAAUUCACAAAAACAUGGUGUUCAAUCAGUGGAAGACGGGUGAUCUUUUGUUGAUUGACAACUUCUCCACGAGCCAUGGCAGGGAGCCAACGUAUUCCAAGAAUCGAAAGAUUGUCGUGGCAUGGUCGCAAGCCUUGGCCAAGUCCAAUGAUCCUGUCUACGGUGGAUCAACCGCGUAGCUAGCAGACUGCAGUAGAAGUACUGGUGGUUGGUUGCAAUACUGGCCGUAGAAAGGUCAAUGGGAGUCAAGGUAUGAAGUAGCUGAUUACUAAAAAAUAAAUCUACUGUACGGAGUUCUAACAAUGCAAUAGUAUGCAAGACGCAUA